AUGGUCUUUGAUUUGACUACGGAACAGUGGGAACCCAACACCGUGCUGCGCAAGUUAUCAUCGUCCCCUCUGUUUCGUAGCCUCUUUCCUCUCUUCCAUCUUCUCACAAAAACCAGUUCCACGAAAGCAAAGAGCACAAAAUUGACGAAAUUCUCCGUCAUUUCCAUAUACAAAGGGGCCAGUGGUAAACUACAUUUUUUGGCAUUGGGCCUUCAGUGGCAUCUCCACUUUUUAACAACAAUGGCUGCUGCUAGUUCAUUGCUAUGGCCCCGUGAUUUGGGAAUUCAAAGUUUUCAUUUAUAUAACAACCAACCUAAGAGUGGGAUAGAAAAGAGUCAAUUACAUUCAUUUAGCAUUACUCUGUCAUCACGCUCUUCGCGACAGGGUGCUUGUUGUCUACAUCUUCUCAACAGUCUACGUGGGCCAGUAAGUCCUGUAUCUGCUAGAUGUAAUUCUUUAAUAUGUCGGUCAUUUCUAAAACCGGGUGGAGGAAAUGAGGUUCCUGUUCUUAAAGCUGCUGCUGCUGCAGUGCUAACGAGGUUUAGCUGUUUACACCCGCGUAUGUGA
Ilex paraguariensis (yerba mate) is the source of this 567-nucleotide messenger RNA. The record is from the annotation of a GenBank genome assembly. NCBI's taxonomy places the organism in Eukaryota, Viridiplantae, Streptophyta, Magnoliopsida, Aquifoliales, Aquifoliaceae.